Messenger RNA from Moneuplotes crassus, 1148 nucleotides. NCBI's taxonomy places the organism in Eukaryota, Ciliophora, Spirotrichea, Euplotida, Euplotidae. The record is from the annotation of a GenBank genome assembly.
UAUUUUUGAAAUUAAAUUCUAACGGAAAUGGAGAUGGAUGAUGAUGAAUACUACUACUAUCGGUGGUAUAAUAGGUAUACAGGGGAGCUAACAGAUAUUCACGAAUGAAGCUCUUAUCGAGAAAGAUCAGAAGACAGCAAAUGCUUAAAGAGUCAAAAAUUUAUUAAAAGAAAUGGGAGUGUUAAUAAUUGGAUUAACAAAGAGUAUUAUGAUUGACAUUACUCAAGAUCAAGUAGCAAGACUUCAUUUAAGGACAUUAAAAUGAUACUUUCCAAGUCUCCUCAUGAGAGAUCAAGACAAAUCAGCCCUGAGAUUAAGGAGACAAUAUCAGUGAACAUUCAUAAUAACCCAGAGAGGUACUUAUGAGUGUGCAGUAGUAAUUGUGGUGAAAGCGAUCUGCUUGUAGAGAAUCUUAGCAAAGGCUCUUUUCAAUCCUACACUUCCUCCUGAAAAGUUUCUGAAUGCCAGGAACGUAUCAUAACUGAAAUCUCGAGUAAUGUCUGUCAUCCUUCAAAAGAAAGAGUGGAAAUCUUGAGGGUUGAGAUGGAACCUCCAAUGAAAAAGUUAAAUUUAUCACCGCUACUAGAGCAAAGAGAUACUGAUUCAGCUCCUGAAUCUAUGAAAUCAUCAAUUGUGUCAGACUCGUGGACUGAAGAAAGCAUCGAUACUCCUAAGAUAAGUAGUAGAAUCGUUGAGAUUUGAAGCACAUCUAGUGAUAGAAAUCAUGGAGGAAUAGUGACAAUGUCAUCUAGGAACUCGAAAGUAUAAGCGAGUCAACCUGAAGAAAGUUAAGUCCAGGAGCUGUUAAAAUUAAGCCAAAAGUGUUAUCUCAGAAGGAAAAUGUAGAUAAUGUUCAGCAGUCUCAAAGAAGAAGUACUAUGAUGCCUAAGCAGUCAAAAAUUAAAGGAGCUGAAUCAAAGCCUAUAAAAUUGAUCAAAACUCCAAGAAAACAAUUCUUUAGAGGAGAAUCUAGGGAGAAGAUUCCUAGAAGGAGAUACUUACAGAAUGUCACAAACAAAGAGAAUAGAAUGAAUUAGUUCUUUUAUACCAAGCUGUUUUCUCUUUUGUGAAUAUUGCCCAGCAUUUAUCUUUGCUGGCUUCUUGUGAUACUAAAUUCAUAUACAGAGCAAAGUUCUACGGCAUAAAUA